Molecule: messenger RNA, 997 nt
Organism: Cutaneotrichosporon oleaginosum
Lineage: Eukaryota; Fungi; Basidiomycota; Tremellomycetes; Trichosporonales; Trichosporonaceae
Source: RefSeq, a predicted model, not a curated record
CGUUCGGAAGACGUUCACCAGCUGCCCCCAGCUCCUCCUUCACCCGCCGCGCCAGCCUCGCCCGGAAGAGCACUAUUGGCGCCGUCUGUACCGCGAACUAUCAUGCCCCACCACUGUCCUCAACCACGUCACGGAUCCUGUGGGAAGCUCCGCUAAUGGUUUCGGAACCCACACUGAAUACAUCCGGACGGACAAACCCUCGUCAACAUCAUGGGGGAGGCAUGGCGUUGUUUGAUCGCUACCGACCUCGACAACUGCACCUACAUGCUUCACAACUCCGGCGAGAACCGCGUUUAUGAUCCCGUCGCUUCCGAUCCUCUCCAGCACGCCACAUAUGGUCCCUACCUGGCACUCUGUUUACAAUCGACACCCAACCCCACGAUUUCACUGCGCUGCUGUUUGUUUCAUGAUGAGGAGGGUCCACUGAUCUUGUUGCAGCCGCCUUUCCUGAAGUACGACCCUUUCAUCCGGCUGGCCACUGCUAAAGGCUAUGUUGUCGGUCUCACCGAGGAUGGCAUCCCCUAUCUGUGGCAAGACGUCGACAUCCGUCUUGGCAUAUACCAGACGACCUCGCCCAAAACUGUUCCGUCUUACUUUCCCCCUCCGUCACGCCUUCCAAAACGUGCGGGCCUCACUCAACUCGUUGCGUCUGUAGCUAGGUACUCGGGUCUUGACAGCCUCGUUCUCUGUGCUCUCACCACCGAAAAUCGACUCAUGGUGUAUCGCCGGGGGCUAGAUGAGGACUGGUGCUGCAUCAGAAAUGUACUCGGCCGACGUCACAGCUCUCGACAUCGGCAUCACCGUGUGCAUCCCCUACAUCGCGUAUCUGCAGGACGGCACUCCGAUUCUCUUAAAGAUUGAACGAGACCGUUGCGUCCAGUAUCCCGUUCACAUGCCCCUCGGAGUUCCCAGGAUGUUGCCUCUAUCUGCCAGGAUCUUUGACGACCAUUUCGACCCUUACGUCGCUCUCCUCGGCGACGAUUGCAACGCGUACGAG